This is a messenger RNA of Plasmodium fragile, 180 nucleotides long. RefSeq lists its product as uncharacterized. Lineage: Eukaryota; Apicomplexa; Aconoidasida; Haemosporida; Plasmodiidae. The transcript is spliced from 2 exons. The coding region runs from base 1 to 180 and encodes 59 amino acids. The record is from RefSeq and is a predicted model, not a curated record.
AUGACUACAUUACAUCUCUGCGAAAAGGAAUAUUAUAAAGUCGUUAAGAAUAAUUUGCAGAUUUUAAAAAAUUGGAACAGGAACUACACCAUCGAAACGAUUUUAAUCGCGCUCAGACAGGAGAUGCUCUCGAGUGUGAACAACAGGUUGCCGCAGCCCAACGAGGGAGAAAUGUACUGA